Messenger RNA from Ambispora leptoticha, 1083 nucleotides. The record is from the annotation of a GenBank genome assembly. Lineage: Eukaryota; Fungi; Glomeromycota; Glomeromycetes; Archaeosporales; Ambisporaceae.
AUGAAAGUUGUGGUUAUUGGUGGAACUGGAUUUAUCGGUAAAUAUGUCGCAAAAGCGUUCAUACGAGAUCCAAAUACAUCAAUAGCACUAGCAGCACGUAAUCCAAAACUCGAUCAACUUCAAAAUUUAGGUAAUCAGAUUCUCCCACCCAUAAAGAUGGACAUAACAUCUCCUUCAGAAGUCACGGGGGCGUGUAAAGGAGCCAAUACCGUGAUUAAUCUCGUGGGGAUCAUGCACGAGAAACCGCCAAAAUACACGUUUAAGGCCGUUCAACAUGAAGGUGCACGCAAUGUCGCAAUUGCAGCACGAGAAAAUGAUGCAGCAUUGGUGCACGUGAGCGCUAUUGGUGCGGAUCCGAAAAGUGACAUUCCAUAUGCAAGAACCAAAGGAUUGGGAGAAAGUUCCGUUCGUCAAGAGUAUCCUAGUGCAGCGAUUAUUCGCCCAAGUUUGGUAUUCGGACCUGAGGAUGAUUUUUUCAAUCGAUUUGCAAAACUUGCAAGACUUCUUCCAUUUAUGCCAGUAUUCGGUGGCGGAACUACAAAAUUCCAACCAAUCUAUGUAUGGGAUCUGGCGGAUGCAAUAUUUAAGGCUGCGACGGAUCCUAAAUAUCGAGGAAAGGUCAUCGAAGCUGGUGGUCCAACUGUGUAUACCUAUAGAGAAAUAAUCCAACUUACACUGGACCAAGCAGGAAUCAAACGACCAAUUGUAUCCAUGCCAUGGAGCGUCGGACUACUUCAAGGAUUCUUUCUCGAAAAGUUACCACUAAAUCUUUUCACCAUCACGCGUGACCAAGUGAAAUUACUUCAAAAAGACAACAUUGUCGAUACAAAUUCAAAUGUUUUAACGUUAAAAGAUCUAGGGAUCAAGUCACCUCGUGAGGCCGAAAAGAUCCUGCAUCAAUAUCUCAGAAAUUAUGAUGCUGUGACCCCAAACAAACGGACACAUCGACCGGUCGAAAAAUCAGUCGAGGAUGAGAUUGCGGAAAUCGAACGCAUUAGGCGAAAAACACCGAAAAAGGCAAUCGAGAUUGAGGCAGAAAUGCUCAAGAAACAAAAAGAACAUGAUGCUCAAACCAAGAAAUAA